GACACCAAGCGAACACUGGGCGCAUACACACACAUUCGCAUACACUCACACGCUGGGCUCACCAUAUUAUCGACAGAUCCGAGUCAGGAGUACAGUCGAGGAGAGCACAUUGAAGUGGCUAAAGAGCUUCUUCUGUGAGAGGAAACCGGAGGAAAAACGCAGAAAAAGAGAAACAGAGGAAAUCCCCCGAAAGGAAAUGCCAAUCGCAGCCGCUGGACAGCCAACGACUCAGGAGCCUAGAGUGUGCCCCCGGCUGCCCUCCACACCGGAGCCUGUCCCUAAAGGGGCUGAUUUAUUCGACGAGGCGGGGGCGGCGGAGUCGGCGGAGCGAACAGAGUACGGGGGCGCGGAGGGGGGCAGAGGACUCGGGGGCUAUAGUUACAGCCAGAGCGGCGCUAGGGGCUUUGUACAGCCCGGAUCCACCAACGGCUCUCCGCCACAGUCCCCAGCCGCGUCCUCCUCUUUUCUCUUCCAUCCACUUCACCACCCCCACCAAAUGGCCAUGGAGCCCCCAAGGACUCGAUCGCGUUCUCGGUCUGGAUAUUACCAGCAGUACGGUGGUGGGAAUGGGAAUGGAAUUACCGGCAGCGGAGUCAUGGGAUCUAACCAUCACCACCACCACCUCCACCAUCAGCAGCAGCAACUACAUCCACAGCAGCAGCACGGUGCCGGUUGCGCACCGCUUGGAGCUCACAGCAACCACCCGGAGAACCAGUCUCGAGCCCCAGGAAGUAACGCCUCUUCCGGCAUUCAGAGGCUGCCUUCGGUUCCCGGAGCGCACCGCAUCCCGGCGGCAGGAGCCUCUGGCGGGUCCUACCACUGCCACCCCGAUCAUGCAUACGGAGAGGAGAGCGAUAAGAGUGAGGAAAGCCCCAGUCCAAAGCGCCAGAGGCUGUCCAGUCAGUCUGUCUUGGAACAGCUAACCUCAUCCGCCCCCCCACCAUCCACUCCAUCUCCCCCAAUCCGCCCCUGGGAGUCAGGACCCCCAAGUCGGAGACAACCGCACCCCCACACACACUACCACCAGGAGAGAUGCCUCACUCCUGCUCGGCACAGACGCAGCCCGCCAGCAAGGCGACAGCGUGGCCGUCUCUCCAGACCCACCCGUCACUUGCCUCCCCAUCACCACCCCUCCACCCAAGGCCCCGCACCUCGUCUGUCACCAUCAGAGCACCAGGAUGAAAACUACCACCACAACCUCCAUCCCUCCACACACCAGACAUACCCAACCCACACGCCCAGUGCCUACGGCCAGCCUCCCACAACUGGAGGUGCGGGCGCAAGUUUGGAGGAGCCCCGAGCUUUCCACCCUCCCACCUUGUCGCCGCGACUACUGCACCCGGCUGCUCACCACCACCACCACCCCCAUCAUCAUCAUCACCAUCAUCAUCAUCAGCAACAGCAUCACGCAACGCAACAACAGCAAGGAGCCAUGGUCAUGGACUUGCAUGAACAGCUGCAGCAGGCCAGUGUACCAGUCUCCUACACAGUGACCCCAGUCCCUCCACACGGUCUCGCAGCACCUUUGUGUAGUGGCCAGCACCUUCCCCCUACCUGUUCUUCACAACAACAAGUCCCCGCCUGCAGUGUGGUCUUCAGCACUGGACAACACUACCACCCGAUGCUACCGGCGUGUUCAAUGCAACAUUUGCCGGUGCCGUAUGCCUUUCCCUCGCUGCUGUCCAGUGACCCUCAGUUCCUGCUUCCACAUCCACCCCACCUCUCCCACCACCCACCCCAUCUCCCCACACCCGGACAGUUCCUGCCUUUCCAGACGCAGCAGCCACGAUCGCCCUUACAAAGGAUUGAAAAUGAGGUUGAGCUUCUAGGAGAGCAGCUUUCAGUAGGUGGAGGCUUCAGCUAUGCCCACCAUCACCACCACCAUCACCACCAGCCUCCCUCCACUCUGCCGCCCUCCACCCCCCUCCAGUUCCUUUCACACCAUGACCCCCUGUCGCAGGAGCUCUUUACAGUGCCCUAUCCCCACUUUAUGCCUCGACGAUUCACAAGCCGGCGAUACCGCUCUCAGCAGGCUGUACCGCCAUCACCAUACCACCCCAGCUUCCUGCCUUACUUCCUGUCCAUGCUUCCUAUGCCCCCAAAUGUGGCCCCCACUAUCAACCUAGAGCUGGAUGUAGACGACGGAGAGGUGGAGAACUAUGAGGCCCUUUUGAACCUCGCAGAACGUCUAGGAGAGGCCAAGCCCCGUGGUCUUACUAAGGCAGAUAUAGAACAGCUUCCAUCAUACAGGUUCAACUCCAACAACCAUCAGUCUGAGCAAACACUGUGUGUGGUAUGUAUGUGUGACUUUGAGUCUCGCCAGCUCCUGAGGGUCUUGCCGUGUAAUCACGAGUUCCACGCCAAGUGUGUAGACAAGUGGCUCAAGGCUAACCGAACCUGCCCUAUCUGUCGAGCCGAUGCCUCUGAGGUCCAGCGGGAUUCCGAGUGACCUCAUAUCAACACCCUGAAUCCCCGACUCCCCUUCUUGGAUGCACCAACCAAUCAAUGAACUUCUCUCCCUCUGUCGUACGCCUCCGUUCACACAUUCUGCCACAUAACUGGGACCAGUGCUCCUAUUUCCUUUCACUCUUUAUCCCCCAGGACACUGAACAGUAACUCUCACCUGGGAUCAGCAACUUUCUACUGACUUGUGCUCACUUUAUCGCUGGACUUCCUAGGCCUUCUGUUUGGACUAUUACGCCCCUACUACUCUGCCUUCUGCUCAUGGUUACCCCUUACUAAGAAUUGCCUUUGAAACACAUACACUCAGUGUCAUGUGCAGGUGGACAUAUAUAUAUAUAUAUAUAUAUAUAUAUAUAUAUACAUAUGUGUAUUUUUUUAAACUUGUUACGAGCCCUUGACAGAAAGAAAGACUUUCUUUGAAAAACGUCUGUAUAGUUGUACUAACAAACAUUUAGGGAGAAUUGGCAGUCCAAAGAUUAUAAUAAUUCCAUUGUUAUUGUUGUGGUUAUGAUUAAGCAUUCACAUCUUGGCUUGCAGAGACUGUCAUUUUUACUAAACCCAUUAUAAUUGCAGUUGAACAGUAUCAGUCCAUUUUAAUAUCUUUAUGUGUAUUCUUGCAUUCCUUGGCGUGAGAGCAGUCUGUAUGGGGUGAAACAAAGAUACUGUACACUGUAUCAAAGAGUGAGCGACUUUGGAACAGUGAAAAAUAGACUUUAUUUUCUC
This is a messenger RNA of Epinephelus lanceolatus (giant grouper), 3186 nucleotides long. RefSeq names its product ring finger protein 38 (gene rnf38). The record is from RefSeq and is a predicted model, not a curated record. Gene Ontology annotation, molecular function: ubiquitin protein ligase activity. Gene Ontology annotation, biological process: protein ubiquitination. Lineage: Eukaryota; Metazoa; Chordata; Actinopteri; Perciformes; Serranidae.